AUGGAACAGGAAAUAAAAUGUUCAGUUUGUAAUCAAAUACAGAUAUACCCCACAAUUUUGCCAUGCUGCUACAGUUCGGUGUGUUUUAGUCAUAUUGGAAAUUCAUGCCCAUUAUGUAAUAUCAGCAUAUCACAGUCCGAAACCACACAUAACUGAAUUUUGCUUGCUUUGGAGGAAACUUCAGAUCCUUUGAAUUGUGAAAGAUGCACUACAAGACCUGCAAAAACUAGCUGUGAAACAUGCAAAAUAUUACUGUGCAGUGAGUGCUAUAGCUAUAUUCAUUCUUUAGGAGCAUAUAAAUCACAUUCGCAAGCACCUAUUAAGCUAUCAAAAAUCACGAAUUUUAAUUACUGCGAAUUCCAUAACUUCUUUAAAAAAAUUAUUUUAAUUUUUGCUAGGAAAUUUAUUUUUUUUUAAAAAAAAUAAAAAAGAGUGUAACUCCCCCCCCAUCCUUGAUCGAACGGCUCGCUAUCGUUCGAUCAAGGAUGGGGUUAAAAAAAAUUUUUUUGGGAAAAAAAAAUUUUAUAUAUAAAAUAAAAAAUAUAUAUAUAUAUAUUUUUUUAUUUACUUUUAAAUAAGAGGGUUAAGAGUAUUUAAUAAUUAUUUUUACAGCAAAAAUCUGAAUUAAUUUCAUAAAACUACCAAUUUUUAAUAUUUUGAUUUAUGAAUUACCCCUUUAAACUUUAUAAAUUUUAAUUUGUUCCUUAUUGAAUUAAAAAAAUUUUUUUUUUAAAAAAAAUUUUAAAGAAAUCUCUAUUUUAUUAGAUUAUUGAGGUUUUAAGCCUAGGUUGAUGACUAAAUCACUUCGAAUGGUUGAUUCCGUAGCGUUUUGUCGUCUCAAAGUCUCUGAAAACAACUUCAUUAUGUACAUCUUCCCAAGCUUCUGAUAACUAAUAUAGUUUUAUAUAUAUAAAAAUUUGCAUAAUAUGAAAAUCGUUCGAUCAAGGAUGGGGGGGAGUAAGGGAAAAUUUGGCUUAUUUUUGUACAGAAGAUUGAAAAUCAAUAUGCAAAUACUGCUUAUCUAUGCAUAGUAGCCACCCAAUAUUAAAAAUUGAAGACGCUUUUUCAGAGACUUUGCAUGAAAUUAAAAGCAAACAAAAUAAAUUAGAAAAACUCCGAAAAAAACUUAUUUUUGAACUAAAUGAUAUUGAAGUUUUAGAGCCUGACAUAGAAUACGCUAAAAAUGAAGCGAUAAAUAAAAUAAAAGAAGCUUUUAAAAUAGCUAAACGCGCAAUUGAGCUAAAAGAAGAAGAAUGCAUAGACGAAAUCAAUAAUUUUAACGAAAAAAAAAUCCAGCAGCUUAAUUUCAAUCGAGAAGAAAUUAAUGGAAAAUUAUUAAGCAUCAACGCUGCAGUAAAAUUAAUAGAAACUGCAGUCGAGCUCCCAAAAAGUGCUAUGCUUGAAAGCCUUAAAUAUUUAAGUAAAAUGAUUGACCAUUCUUUGUCAGUCUCUGAAUCUCAUAUGAGCAGUGUAGAUGCCCAGUUUCAAAGCAUUGAUAUAUCAGCGAUUUUAAAAGGAAUAAAUUCAGGGAAUUUUUUUGAAAUAAAUAAUUCUCCUGCUCAGGACCGAUAUUCCAGCUUCCCAUCUCCACAACCUUCAUUAAAUAAUACUCAGUCUCCGCUAAAUUCUAUUUCAAACUACAGAAGAAGCAAUAUUUCUAGCCCAAAUCCUUUUUCAUAUGUAGGAAAUAACACAAAUACAGAUCUUACUAAUUCCGACCCGUCAGAGCCUAGGAAAUUUAUAUUGAAACAGCAAACUUCUUCAGAAAUCAAGCUUUCCUGGACUUAUACUUCAGGAAAAAGCAUUUAUUCAUUAGAAUAUGGCGUUGGAAGCAAAGUCCGUGGCGUUGAACAAUUUCGACAGGUAUAUAAAGGAGAAGCCCACACUUGUAUUAUAACUGAUCUUCUCCCAAAAACCACCUAUAGGUUUCGAGUAGCUGCUAUAUCAGAAGAAGAUACUAAACAAAGCCCAUGAAGCGAAAUUACCUCAGUUUCCACCUUUGACUUGCAAGACAUUGAUGAAAAUAUCUGUAAAAAUCUUGCAAUAAUCAAUAAACGUGGAGAUGAAAAAUGAGUCCAGUUCGAAAGGGCUGGGAUUAUUCUUGCCCAGUACCCUUAUUAUUUUGGAAAGCACAUAUGGAAAAUCAAGGUAAUUUCUAAUGCAAUUUUUUCUACAGACGAAAAAUCUGGACAAUUAAAAAUUGGAGUGUCUUCGCCUAACUUCCACCCUUUAGUAGGGGGAAAAUAUUUUCUGACUGUAGGAGUUAAAGUUUUAUCAUUCAAUGUGACUAAAAUGAAAUAUAAAAAUAAAAUUUAUGCUUUAAAAAUGUAGCUAUAUAAAUUAAGAGAAUUAUUAAUCGUUAUUUAUAUGCCAAAUAUUUUAUAUUAUAUUUAAAAAAAAAUUACCUCAUGAAGAGGGGUAUGACUUUCUCAAUGCUUUAUAUUCUCUUAGAAUUGGGAGUAAGCAUAAAAAUAUUGUAGGGUGUUUGUAUUCUUAUGGGCUUGGCAAAGGCAUUUCAAAGCUGUGUGUUGUUUUAGACAUUGAAGCAGGGACAUUAAAAAUUAUUUCAGGUGAAAAUCAAGAGGGGGAAAGUUUUACUAUUGAAGGUCCACAGAUACCAGCUAUCCAGUAUAGGCCAGCUAGAAAUUCAAGAAAUAAUGUAAAGGUGAUGAUAAAGUUUGACGAAAAAGAUGACAAUAUAUAUUAA
This is a messenger RNA of Blepharisma stoltei, 2707 nucleotides long. Lineage: Eukaryota; Ciliophora; Heterotrichea; Heterotrichida; Blepharismidae. The record is from the annotation of a GenBank genome assembly.